UAUGUUUAUUGUUUUUGCAGCAGCAUUUUAAUUGUCUACCAGAAUCACUUAAGAUUUUAAAAUGCCAAUAUUAAAUUCAGAUCAAAUUAAUCCCUGGUUUUUGGAUGGUUAAAAUCACAAUGAAGCUUUCGUUGAUUGGGAAGGGAAUCGAGUGAGAUAAUUUCACACUUUUAACGAUAGUAACAAUUUUUUCUUAUUUUUUAUAGAUCCAUUUCCAAUCAAUAUUACACUGAGAAUUUCAACAUAAUCUGAAUUUUAUCCUUUUAUUUAAGAAAGUUUACAACAACGAUUUCCAGAAGUUGAUGAAAUCACAUAUACUCUAUUACCAAAAUAAUCGUAUUAAUUAGCAAUCGAAUAUAAUUGCUCUCAACAUAAUGAGGGAAUCUAAUAAAUUGAUUUAAUUUUUAUGGAAUAAACAUUUAAGAAUAAUCCUUAAAAUUUAGAUGAGUUAAAUUAAAUUAGUAUUAGGUAUUAUAAGUUUUGCUAAAAUCCUCAUACAGCCAUCAUUGAUUUGAAAAAUCUUAUGGCACUUGUAUUAAUAUACAUAACUACAACUUGUAGUUCACUAUUCUGUAUUAGAAGAGUAUUUAUUUAAUUUGAAUUCACUCCUACUAAGUAACUAAUAACUCUUAUUUUGGCUCCUGCUAUUGGAUCAUUUUUAUUUUAUCCAGAAACAACAUCAUUUAUUCUAGCUUUGAUAGUGCUAUACGAUUUCAUUUAUUAUGCUUCAAAAUCAUAAACUGUUAGUAUAAUAGUAUCCUUCAUAAUCUUUUAUGUUUAAUACUAUAUAUUUAAGUCUGCUCAAACAGAAUCAGUUAAUCUACAUCCUUUAUUUAAUCAAAUACUUCCUUAUAUUUUAACCAUUAUUUUGCUUAUAUAAGUCAAUCGAGUAACUAUAACAUUAAAUUUAGCGUAUAAUUAUCGCCAAUAAAUUCUAGCUAUUUUUAUUUUUUUGUAUUAUUUGGCUUACUGAAAUUUAUUCUUUAGUUCAUCGAACUCAAGUAGAUAAACAUUUAUUAAUUCAACACCCCUAAGAGAUGCCUACUUAUAUUAAAACGAAGUUUUCAUUUUUAAUUGUAAAUAAUGAUAGUGUAUGGUAAUAAAAGUAAUAUUUUUCUGAGAUUAACUAGAAACAUUGAUAUCCAUUUAUAUUAAUUAAUUGGAUUAUCAUUAAUACAAUCUUUCAUCUUUCGACAUGGAUUAUUCAAUAAAGAGCACAUUAUAAAUAUUGUCGUUGUUGGCAUUACCUAAUUUACUGGAUUGAUAAUAUUUGAUCUUCUUUAUCGUUAUAAGCACAAUCCUCCAUUCUUAACACUAAUUACUGGAUUCAUUUUGUUAGGAAUGGUGUUAAAUUAUUUAAGAACAGGUUCAGGAUUGAGAAAUCCUUAUCUUGAAUUUGAAUCAAUUGAAGAGAAGAUCAAGAUUUGA
This is a messenger RNA of Paramecium pentaurelia, 1428 nucleotides long. The record is from the annotation of a GenBank genome assembly. Lineage: Eukaryota; Ciliophora; Oligohymenophorea; Peniculida; Parameciidae.